Molecule: messenger RNA, 207 nt
Organism: Myotis daubentonii (Daubenton's bat)
Lineage: Eukaryota; Metazoa; Chordata; Mammalia; Chiroptera; Vespertilionidae
Product: guanine nucleotide-binding protein G(I)/G(S)/G(O) subunit gamma-5-like
Biological process (GO): G protein-coupled receptor signaling pathway
Source: RefSeq, a predicted model, not a curated record
AUGUCGGGUUCCUCCAACAUCGUCACCGCUAUGAAGAAAGUGCUCCAGUCCUGGCCUUUGGGGCUCAACUCAACCUUUAGAGCGUCAGCAACUGCAAAUUUGAAACAAUUCUGUCCGCAGAAUGCUCAAAAGGACCCCCUGCCUACUGGAGUAUCUUCAGAAAGAACCAAUCCCGUCAGACCCCAGAAAGUCUGUUCUUUUUUGUAG